This is a messenger RNA of Clonostachys rhizophaga, 1641 nucleotides long. The record is from the annotation of a GenBank genome assembly. NCBI's taxonomy places the organism in Eukaryota, Fungi, Ascomycota, Sordariomycetes, Hypocreales, Bionectriaceae.
AUAGAGUGUGAGCUUCCAUAUGCCGUGCAUCGUACCAUUACUCCUGAGAUUGAGAAAACCGGAACUCACGUCCACAUCCCUGGUAAGCACCCAUGUGCAUGCAACGACAGACUAGCUGCUGUGGAGGCAUCCUUGGCUGACAUCCAGCAAACCUUGAAGCUUCUUGUUCUACAAAACUCUGCACCGAGUGUACCAUCAACAGGUAUCUAUGCCACCGUUGAAGCGAGAGAAGGGCUUGAUCCAUCAAUCACAAAUCCAGGCACAAGUAACGAAAAGAUCCGUGCUCGAUCGCCACAGCAAGAUAUCAAAAUCGCCCCCGUUCAGACUAUACGGGAGAUGAGCGUUUGGAUCAAUGGAGCUCAUAGUGACAGCAGCCUCGCCAAUGUUGAAGGUGAGGGAUCAACAGCAAACUUAGAGUCAGAGGAAACAGCAAACUACCUGAUCAAUUGUUUUAAACGCAUUUCACCUCGACUCAACUUCAUACAUGCCUAUAUAGGAAACGGGAACGAACCCUGUCAUAGUUUACUCUCCAUGACAUGCGUUCUUGCGGGGAGCCUAACCGCAGAAAAUGUUCAUGGCUCGAAUUCCUACAAGUCUUUAUAUGUCAAAGUGAAGAAUACGUUAGGUAAAAGUAUGCUGGCUACCCCACUGAGCCUGCCUACUAUUUACUCCAUGCUCAUUUCCAGUACCUUUAACCUUCAUCCGACGUUUCAAUCGCGAUACAUCGAUACCUGGCUGCUAAGCGGCUCUACUAUCUUGCAUCUGAUGUUAUUCAUGGACUUCUCCUUCCCCGAUAACGUCGAACCUCUGGAAGAUGAGAAGAUUAGGAGUCAGAUUUUGGCUUGGAAUUCAGCCUGCCUGAUUCAUCUCAAAUUCUCCUUGGGAACAGGCAAGCUGUCGGUCCUUGAGCCUGAUCGUCUGAUUAGCUUCAUAACUACAGUGAACCAAUCCCCAAGAAGCACACAAAGUGAUAGAAGCGUGGCUUCAGAAUUACAGCUACACUUUCUGCUCUACAAAGCAAUUAUCCAAAAAGUCCUUCCCGAGGAGGAAGUACGAAGUCACAUAGAGCAAUGGCAUAACAUCAACGAUUCUGAAAGCGAUCUCUCUCUUGAAAUGGGCUUUUCAGCUGUUAUGCUUGUUCUUGAGCGUUGGCAGCUCGCCCAGCGACACCAGGAAACAGACAAAUCGGCCCCAACUAAACAGGGAGAGGCUACCAUAACAUACCGCCACUGCAACGAAGGGCUCAUUAGCUCUAUGCUACGACACUGUACUUUGGUCCUCGAGGGGAUGGGAAAGUACGCUGCGUCCAUUGGACCAAUAACCACAUACGACUUGCUCCUCGGCGCCUAUGCCGCCGUCACUCUUGUGGAGUAUUCGGAUUACUUGUCUGAUGUCAAGAAAGUGUUCGACUUGAUGCAAACAGUAAGCGACCAGUGGCCCAGCUUCAUGAGCCCAGAACCUGUAUUUGACUGGGCCAAAUCCAUGAUGUCAAAGCGGGUUGCAGAUAUAGGCAACGAAUCCGCCGCUAUUUCCCCGCCGAGUUCUAAUUUGUUCCAUCCCUCGGACACCUGGUGGACGCCCUUGGACUUUAUCAUGUAUGCAGGGACUGCCGAUGAUACCGACAUCACUAUGGGUAUCUAA